This is a messenger RNA of Manis pentadactyla (Chinese pangolin), 306 nucleotides long. RefSeq names its product keratin-associated protein 25-1. NCBI's taxonomy places the organism in Eukaryota, Metazoa, Chordata, Mammalia, Pholidota, Manidae. The record is from RefSeq and is a predicted model, not a curated record.
AUGUAUAAUAGACUACAGAACUAUUUGUCCAAGAGUUGCUGUCCCCAGAACCACCUCUCUUAUGGCUGUCAGCUGCAGAACUUUAUCUCCUGUGCAUAUUGAGCACUGAAUUUUGUGUCCAGGAGCAGCCCUUUGAGACAUCUCUCCAAUGGCUGUCAAUCUCCAGGUGAUGUGGCCUACAGCUUCAGACCCCGGGGCUAUGUGUCUAAGAGUUUUCAACCUAUUUGCAACCUAUACAGCAAUUUCCCACCAGCCUGUUCUCCUUUAGGGACUUGGAAAUCUCCAUUUAUUAGAAGAUCAUGCUGA